This is a messenger RNA of Schistosoma rodhaini, 5933 nucleotides long. The record is from the annotation of a GenBank genome assembly. NCBI's taxonomy places the organism in Eukaryota, Metazoa, Platyhelminthes, Trematoda, Strigeidida, Schistosomatidae.
UUAUGUUAACCAAACCCAAAUAUACAUAACAGACAUAUAUAAGUUUAAACACCAUUUAAAUGUGCAAAACAUUGUGUUUAGUGAAAAAUACACUGAUUGAGUUAGGAAUUCUUUUAAUCUAACGAACAACUAAUCAGUAUUUUGUAUACUCAUCCCACCCCCACUAUAAUCAUUGGAUUGGCUAUUCUUACCAAGAGUUUUAUUUAUGAUUUAUUUCAUGAGGUGAUAGUAUGAAAGACACAACACUGAACACAAGCAAUUAGGUUCCCAUACUUUAGAACUAGUUAUGUAAAUUUAAGUAUAGAUAAUUCUCUAUUGUGAGUGUAUAAGAGAAAUAGGCGUAUUGAUCGGCCAGUUUAUAAACUUUGAUAGUUUUUAAUCGAACGAUCGGUUGAUAUUUUGUGGAAACUCUUUUACCUGACUGAUUGUAUAUUUUGAUUAAUUUGUAUGAGAAUGGAUAGUGGUGCAUCAGAAUUCGUCAAGAUGGAAACACCAAUGUCAAAUGAUAGUGAAAAGCUGUUCUCAAGUCAAAUACACUCAGAUUUUGGAUAUUACUUUAAUGAUGGAAAAAGAAAAAUUGAUUAUGUUUUAGUUUGGGACGAACCAGUUAAUGAAAAUAUAAUCAAUAAAGUGAAAAAGAUCAAUAGUAUUUAUCGAAAAACAUUUGAAGAUAAUUUACAAACAAUUGGAGUACAAAUUGAGAAAGAAGACGUCAAGACUGAAAGCUUGGUGACUCAUUACUUGAAGCUUCAUAUUUCUUGGGACUUAAUGUGCCAUCAUGCUGAGUGUCUAAACCUACGAGCCCCUCUUGAAUUACAAAACACUAAAAUGAAGAACUGGUCUGAGAUUCUUUUGAAAACAAUUGGGAUUCCAUCUAUAAUGUCGCAAAAUGUUCCGAAUUCUCCACCUGAAUAUUAUACUUGUCCAUUUAAGAAAAGCAAGUUAGAAAAAUUCAUUGGACAUGAUAAUAAAGAAUCAUAUUUCACUCCUACUCAAAGACAUCAGGUAGCAUAUGAUAUUUUAGCUACUCAAGCUUAUGGGAGCCGUGAAAAAGCACAAGUUGGAAUCGAUCGUCUUAUACAGGAAGAGGUUUACAAUGCUGCGUACGCGAUUCAUGAGGGUCCAUAUGAAGUAGAUGAAGAAGAUUUAAAAAAUCCAGAAAAAAUGAAUCCACGUCAAAUUUUAUAUUGGUAUUGGGCAAGAUGGGGUUGUUGGUACAGAUAUCAACCUUUGGAUCAUAUCAGAAGUUACUUUGGAGAAAAAAUAGGUUUUUAUUUCGCUUGGCUUGGUUUAUACACUGCAUGGUUACUACCAGCUGCAUUGGUUGGAAUCUUUGUUUUCAUAUAUGGACUUGUAACUAUAAAUGAUUACGUUCCUGUGAAAGAAGCUUGUGAACGAGACACAAUUAUGUGUCCAACUUGUGAUAUCAGCCACGGGUGUCGAUAUUGGAAUUUACGAGAGUUAUGUGUCUACUUGAAAAUGUCCUACUUAUUCGACCACCCGGGUUCUGUAUUCUACGCUAUUUUUAUGGUAAUUUGGGGUGUUACAUUUUUGGAGUAUUGGAAACGUAAAAAUGCUAAAUUAGCUCAUCGAUGGGAUGUGCUGGAUUAUGAAAUAGAAGAAGAAAGGCCACGUCCACAAUACUCUGCCCACUGUACACAAUAUGCAAAAAAUCCUAUUACGGAUGUUCUUGAACCGUAUUUUCCUCCUCGUGCUCGUGUUGCUCGUAUUAUUGCUGGAUUGAUUUGUGUCAUGGUGAUGGUUAUGUUGGUAUUGGUAUUCAUAAUAGCUGUAAUUAUUUAUCGGUUUUUAAUAAAAAUUCCAUUAUUUCAAAAUAAACUACUUCGUUCCAAUGCAGAAAUAUAUGCAACACUUUCAGCAGCUAUUGUUAAUCUUAUUCUGAUUAUGUGUUUAGGGAAAGUGUAUGAAACAUUAGCCUACAAAAUGACUCAAUGGGAGAUGCAUCGAACUCAAAGUGAAUUCGAUAAUCAGCUGAUUUUUAAAGUUUUCCUAUUUCAAUUUGUGAAUUUCUAUUCGUCCAUAUUCUAUGUAGCAUUUUUCAAAGGACAAAUGGUUGGCUAUCCUGGUCAUUACACAUCUUUUUUCGGCCUACGUAAUGAAGCAUGCGAUAAUGGUGGUUGUUUGAUUGAAUUAGCCCAACAAUUACUAGUUAUAAUGGUUGGGAAACAAAUCAUUAGUAAUUGUCAAGAAAUUCUGCUUCCUAAACUACGUACUUGGUUCCAUAAAUACAGAAAGGGAUUAAAUAAGAGGAAUGUUGCUUCAACUAGUGAUCUGAGCUCAGCGCAUAUAUUUAUUGAAGACUAUAAGUUAAUACCAUAUGAAGGAUUAUUUGAUGAAUAUCUUGAAAUGGUUCUUCAAUUCGGGUUCAUUACAAUCUUUGUGGCUGCCUUCCCACUAGCCCCAUUAUUCGCGCUACUUAACAACUGGAUUGAAAUUCGUUUAGACGCCAAAAAGCUAGUGUGUGAAACACGUAGACCAUUGGCGGAACGAGCACAAAAUAUAGGCGUUUGGUUUAGAAUAUUAGAUUUUCUUGUUCGAUUGGCCGUGAUUUCAAAUGCCUUCAUCAUUGCAUUCAGGUCAAGUUUUCUCCCUGAACUCAUGUAUAAACAUGAAGUUAGAAAUGAUUUAGUAGGAUUUACUAAUUUUACUCUAGCGUGGGCUCCUCCAAAUACUACAUCACAACCAUGCAGGUAUAAAGCUUUUCGGGACAAUAAUGGUGAAUAUUCGAUGUUUUUCUGGAGACUUUUGGCUCUCCGUCUAGCGUUCGUGAUUGUUUUUGAGCACGUGGCAUUUGUUUUGGCAAACGCUCUAGAUUUCUUCAUCCCAGAUGUACCAAGUAGUUUGAAAGAACGUAUUCAACGAGAACGAUUUCUCGCAAAACAAGCUCUUCUGGAUAUUAGUUUGGUAAAUUCACCUAUGAUCGAAAGUAUAUUUCUACUUACUAUUUUUCAUCAUCGUUAUAUUAAAAAUGCUGGUGUAUGUUUUGGUUGAAAAAAAUGAGUGUUUACUACCUCAACAUUAGUUUCCUUUACAUCUCAUUGCCUUCAAAACCUGCAGUUUUUUCUUAAUUUGCUGUCUGCGCAUUUUGUCUUGAAUUUAGUGGAUAUUAUGGGGUCAUUACUCUUAGUAAGAUUUAGUGAAACAACAGAUUCAUUAAAUAACACUUCAACGGGUUUUCAGUAUGAAGUGGGUGAAGCAAUACUCUCUUUUAAUAAUUCUUUCAAUGACCAUAUCUAACCAUCAUCAGGUUAUUUAUCAAGCCUAGCCACUUAAAAAUUAAAAUGAACCAUUUGUCAUUAUAAUAAAUAUAUUUUUGUUGUAUGCUAAUAAGUAGGAAAAUUGUAUUCCUGAUGUUUCGUGACUUAAUGUAAGCGACUUCUGCAGAAUACGUGAAUAACCAACAUUUAAAUGUCGGUUUUUUAUUAUUAACUCUCCACACAGUGCUCAAUUUAUUUGAAACUACCAGUUCUAAACUUGAUAUUGAUACCAUUUGUCAUUAUGUAACAAAAUUAUAAAUAUUACGUUACUUUAUGUUCCAACAAAAAUAUUUCUCAUCAUAGAUGGUUCAUUUGGGAUUAUCUCUAUGAUUUGAUUAAAUUUCAACAUUGCCAUAAUUUUCAUCAGCAUUUUAGAGGAAUGCUUCAUAUUUGAUAUUUGUAUAUCUGAAUAUCAUCGCUACCUUUAACAACUUUGGACGUAAUAGCUAACUUCGCAUUUUAUAAUUUCUACCUCCAUAAAAGAACCAAUGUUUUCAGCUCCACACCGCUAACAGUAAAUUAAGCAGAUGGAUAGAUUUAUAUGAACCAUGUACCUAAUAUCAAUUUUAUUUAGCUUCACGAUCUGUUCAUACAAACAAACCAUUAUCGCAAGUUUCGUAUCUUUAAGCUUUGAGGUAGCUAAUUAAAUAAAAACCAGUGACAGUUGUGUCAUUUAGGAUAAAAUCGAUUGAUAUUAGUAUAGUAUGGACUCAUAUCAUCAGAGCUAAAAUGGAUAGACUUAUGAAGAGGUUACACUGAAUAAAUAUCAAUCUGUUUAUUCUCAGAUUGCAGCUCACAGACUCACUAAACUAAAAACUAAAUCAGAUUCAAUAAAAAGGUUAUAUAUGGUCUAGAGCCGCAACAGGUAAAUCACAUACAAGAUAAAUGAAACGUUUUGGAAACACUGGAGUUUAGCAAAAUUAGUAUAUAAUAAUGAAUAUAUAUAUAUAAUAAUUAUUCAAAUGUUUAUUAAAUUUUACGUCCUGGUUUAUAAGUCAGCGUAUUCUGUUCAGUGUAAAUGGACCAUAGCUUUAUCAAUCUUUCAAUAAGUCUAAACUUUUGAUCGUUUAUUUAAUUCACUAAUAAAUUUGUUUUGUUGGUACUUUUUACUCAUGGCUUAUUCACAUAAACGUUUCUUUGUUUCUAAAUUCCAUUUCUUAGAUGUCGAGUAAGUGAACCUUCAUUGACAUGCAAAAAGAAGGAUAGAUGAUGAUAGGAAAUGAAUUUUUUGUAAAAAAAAAAACAUGCAGUUAGUGUUCAACAUUUGGUAUUUAAGCUACUCAAAAAAAUAUCAGUUUUCUUUAAACCAACAUUCUAAACAAUUAUUUAGAUAGAUUUAUUUUGCUUAGUAAUUCUUGCCAAUAAACCAACAACCAUAGCAUUAAUGAAUCUAAACAACUAACAAGGAAAGUGGCUCGCAACUGAACUUUUGUUAUUCAUUUGUUCUGAAGUGAAGUUAUUUAAAAGACAACUUAUAGUAAUGAAGAUGCGGAAUUUCAUUCACUUUAUGCUAUCAUGUAACAUGAAUUUCUCUGAUAUUUUCGUUAUUUACAGUAAACGAUUUGUGAAAAAAGCGCUCAUUUCACUAUUUGAUAUUGUAUCAAAUAUAUACACUUUUUGAAGAAUUUGAAGCUAAAUAUAAACUCAGAUAAUUACAAAAUAAAUCGUUGUUAAGGAUCUUAAAAUUUCUAUCCAAACUACCACACCUUCUACUCUUUUUUUUGUUAUUUUUGUAGGAAUCAAGGCAACCGGAAACCAAAAAAAAUGUAAGUGAAUAAUAAAUUAAAGAACAUACAUAUGACACACCCUCCAGCAUGUUUCUUUGAAAAGAAAAAAAAACAAUAUUCAUAAAAUACUUACAGUUUUGUCAUAAAAAAUGUCUUGGUUUAUUCUCUUCCUUAUUUUUUUUUGAAAAAAAAAUCUAUACAAAAGUAAAUCAAUCCAUUUCAAACAAAUUUUUAUAAAUUAAAAUUUUAUUCGAAUCAUAUUUUUUUGUGAGAUAACCUUUUCAAUCGGAAUGUGAUAUCUAUUUUCUGUUGAAGAAAUGCCAACAACAAAAAAUUUAUAGACUGUAAAUUUAUGUAUAUCAGAGAUCUACAAGUUUGUUACAAUAUUCAUUUAUUGUUUGUAGAUAUAAUUACACUAUUGUAUUAUAUCUGAAGAUAGUAUUGUUAAUGAGUUGGUUUUACUAAUAAUGGAAUAACUAUAAACUAUCAGGAUAAUGUAUCACUCUUUAUUAAUCCUUUGUAUAUUAAAUUACGUAACUGACGAUUUAGUACUCUUAGAUAGCAAGUUGAAUAGUUUACGCUGGUAUGAUGCUAAGAAGUAAAAAGAACACUUCAAAAAAAAAGAUAAUUAACUGACCGUCGUUGAUAUCUGUCGUAGUGAAUAGACUAUCAAAUAUACUACAAUGUAUCAAUAUGCAAAACAACACAAUACCUAUUAUACUAUAGAUACGAAAAGAUAUUAACUAUUUGAGUAUAGAAUGUUUCAAUUCAUUUAUGGAAUCUGUGGGGGAAACUGAACAGAGAUGAAACAACAUAAGCUAUUAUGAUUUAGUUGAAUGUCCUUAUGAAAAAGAAAAAUUUGGGAUAUUAAACAACUGGUGUAUUUCAAACACGUUAACUUUUCAGAGUUUGAUAUUUUCAGAAAGUC